AUGCAGCCAACCUCGCGUCCUGCCUCCACCUCAACGCGUCCUGUAGCCUCUCCCAGACCACCAAUCCAAUAUGUAAAUACCCAGACAAAGGUCCUCGAUACCGUCCAUGGUCGUAUUCUUUGUAUUGCCGACAUCCGUGGCCGUCUCUCAGCACUCAAUGAACUCGCAAGAGAGGCCAACGCAAAGGCUGUAAUUCACACCGGAGACUUUGGCUUUUUUGAAAGUCACAGUCUAGACAGAAUUAACGACCGCACCCUUCGACACCUCACAAUGUACUCGCCCCUCAUUCCAACCGCACAGCGUACACACUUAUUGGCCGCAGAUAACACACCCGCCUCUAUUCGUACCACCGUCAACGUUUCUCUCCUAUCAGAAUUCCCCCUACUUCUCUCCGGUCAAAUCAAGCUUCAGGUCCCCGUAUAUACUGUCUGGGGAGCUUGCGAGGAUGUUUCCAUUCUCGAGAAAUUCCGUGCCGGUACCUACGCCGUCGACAAUCUUCACGUACUGGACGAGGCUACUACUCGCUGCCUCGACGUUGGUGGCGUCAAAUUACGUCUACUUGGGUUAGGGGGCGCUUUGGUGCCCCAUAAGAUGUUCGACAAUGGUGAUGGAGCUGCCACUAUCGCUGGUGGACAAGGCACAAUGUGGACGACGGCGCUUCAAAUCGGUGAACUCGUCGACACCGCUCAGCGGGUGUAUGACCCAUCAGAAACUCGCUUACUCGUCACGCACGCCAGCCCUGGACGUGAGGGCAUAAUCGCGCAACUCGCCCUUCUGUUGAAAGCAGACCUUACCAUCUCCGCCGGCCUCCACUUCCGAUACGCAAGCUCAUACAACGAAUUCAGUGUUCAAGGUGACUUUGAGGGAUUCAGGCACAAACUUACGGUCGGUAAAGAUGGCUUCGACAAAGUCUGGGAGAACGUAAAAACCCAAGUUGAUGCAGUCAUCGAUGAUAAUCAGCGAGUUCUUCUGGACAAAGCGCUCUCUGUCCUCGAGCGUCUACCCCCUGCCCCUGGACAGGCUGGCGCCAAUGCAACAGCAUCUACCGAGGAACCAGCUUGGAAGAACUGCUGGAAUUGGAACCUCUGUGAUGCCGCGUAUGGUUCACUCGUCCUUGAUAUCAAGGAAGGACGAGUGAGCGCAGAAUUGAAGAGCCAAGGUUUCAACUAUGCAUACCGCCGUACAGCCACCCCUAGCACCACUGCUCCUACACCCAAAUCCGCUACCACUUCUCUACCCUCGAAUCCCGCCACAAACCCGCCGACGAAGGGAUCGACGCCUGUUGCAUCCGAGAAGCCCCUUCCACCUCAUCUUGCAAAGGAAGUAAAAUCGUCUGGCUCCACACCUCCACCCGCAUCAUCAGGCAAGGUCACCCCCAAGGAAACAGCCCCUUCAUCCGGUCAAACCUCCGUAAAGACGAAUGGUACUCCCACCGCACCCUUGUCGGAGAAGGCUGAGAAGGAAAAGCCAAAGAGAAAGGACAAGAAGGAGAAAAAGGAGAAGGAGCCUGUUGAAAAGAAGCCUAAGGAGAAGGAAAGCCAGCAGGGUGCGGAGGAAAAGAAAGAAAGUCCUGUCCGUCCGAGUGUGGAGACACAGCCGCAACAAGGUCCAAAAUCAGACAAGGCAGCGACAAACAGCAAAGCUCCUGCGCCUUCAUCGUCUGAGCCAGCGAAAGCUGCUACGCCUGAUGCAGAUGCAAACUCUGGCCUGAAAUCGCCGGCCACCGAGAGCAGUGCUGGUGUGAGGACUCCGACGACCAGGCGGCCACCGAGAAAUCCCUGGACCCUGUUUAUACGCAUGCAAGUUCUCGCCAAUGAGACAGAACUACGAGAGUUCUUUGGAGAGGCAAAGUCUGGGAUUACUCGAGUAAAUAUCCCUCAGCCAAUGUAUCAAAAUCGGAAUCAAAGGGUGGCCUAUGUUGAGUUCGGGGACGAAGAGGCUAUGAAAGCAGGGCUAGAGAAGCACGCUGAAAAACUGAAGGAUGCCGUUCCUGAGGUCAAGCAAGCCAUUGACAAGGAAGAUCGACAAGACCGGGGUGGAUAUAGAGGUGGAUUCAGAGGUCGAGGUGGUCGUGGGCACGGGUUUGCUGCCAGAGGAUUUGCCGCUGCAGGUUUGACGAGAGGGCGUGCAAACGGGGAAGCACCGAAUUCUGCUGCCCCAGACCAUGCAAAAAGCGGAGGAGAUGGGGCGUAAGGUAGGGUCUACGAGUGGAAACGCAUUUUACGACUUGUUUUUUACGAAUCAUUUUCCCCGAUAAUGUCUUUCCUUUUUUUUUUUUUGAAAACUUUUGGAUCCUUAUAAUUUUGUUAUAUGCCACGUCUUUGAGAUAUGCUGAUUGAUUCUUGAGUGCACUUUAUGUCUGAGUACC
Serpula lacrymans var. lacrymans S7.9 is the source of this 2368-nucleotide messenger RNA. RefSeq lists its product as uncharacterized. Lineage: Eukaryota; Fungi; Basidiomycota; Agaricomycetes; Boletales; Serpulaceae. The coding region runs from base 1 to 2193 and encodes 730 amino acids. The transcript has 5 exons. Gene Ontology annotation, molecular function: nucleic acid binding. The record is from RefSeq and is a predicted model, not a curated record.